Molecule: messenger RNA, 1239 nt
Organism: Lotus japonicus
Lineage: Eukaryota; Viridiplantae; Streptophyta; Magnoliopsida; Fabales; Fabaceae
Exons: 2
Coding region: 1-1239 (412 amino acids)
Source: RefSeq, a predicted model, not a curated record
AUGACAAAUAAUGCCAUCUUUAAAAAUUCUGGGCAGAGAGCAAAUGGUCAUGAACACACUCAGUUCAGCACAUUAAGAAUGACCAUGCCUUUGAUUCAAAGUGGUUCAUUGAAUUUAUUUCCUUCAAAUUCAACCACUGAUAUUGAUUUAGAAUCAAUUAGGCAACAAACUGAUGAAAGUAGGUACAAUAUGGUGAACAUGUUGACACAACAAAUGUCAACUAUGUUUAAUCCUCUCAUUCAAAAUACUCAACACUUGACUCGACAAUUGUGUCGAAUUGCUGAUGUUCUUGGAGCACCGCCUUUAAACCAAACGUUCCAGCAAGUUCCUGAUUACGGUCAAAGUGUGCCUCUAAAUUUUACUCAACGUGAAGUUCAGAAUUUUAGUCAAAAUGAGCCUCAAAAUUUGACUCAAGAUCAUAAUUUUGUUCUUCAAGCAGAACUACCAAGGGGAGGAAAGGUUCCAAAAGUUACUAAAUUUUCAGGAGACACAGGUGAAUCAACUGUUGAGCAUAUUGCAAGGUACCAACUUGAAAUUUGUGAUCUUGCUAACAAUGAACUGUUGAAAAUGAAAUAUUUUCCAAGUUUCUUGACGAAAAAUGCUUUCACUUGGUUUACUACUCUACCUCCUAAUUCAAUCCAUAAUUGGAAUGAAUUGGAGAUGGAUUUUCAUGAGCAAUUCUUUAGAGGAGAAACCAAAGUGACAUUAAUGGACUUGGCUAAUGUUGAGAGGCAACCAAAUGAGCCAAUUGAUGACUACUUAAUUCGAUUUAGGCAUAUGGAAACUAGAUGUUCUACUCAUGUGCCUGAAUUCGAAUUAGUAAAAAUGGCUAUUGGGGGCCUAGACUAUUCGAUUAAAAAGAUUUUGGUUAAUGAUGAGUUCAUAGAUAUGACUCAAUUGGCUCAUAAGGUUAAAAGAGUAGAGAAACUAAGACUUGAGAAAUACGAGCCUGAAGAAGUUUUUCAAGGAGAAGAAAGUUCAUGCAUAAGAGCCACUCAAAGUCCUGAAAUUGAUCAAGAUGAAAUUGAUCAAUCUGAUGAGGAUAGUGGUAGUGAUGAAAAUGAGGUGAAUAUGGCUGAAUUUAAGCCAAAGUCUCCCUAUACUUAUGAAGGUGAGAGCAAAGGAAAAUUUCCAGCAAAAUCCUAUAAAGGAUUGAAGACUACAAGUGACUAUCAGAAGGUUAUGGUGAAAAGGAGCCAGAAUUUGCCAAGGACCUCAAGCCCAAAAGGGGUUGGCUGA